GAGUUUGUGGGGGAACCGCGAGCGGCGUAGCGGAUCCCGGAGCCCGGCCCCCGCCGCCCGCCCGUCCGGCUGCCUGCCCCGCCCGUCCGGCCCCAGCCGUCCGCCCGCCCCGGCCAGGCGCGCCCGCCCCCCCGACGGCCCCGCCCGGCCGCGGCCCCCGCUCCGCCCGCCCGGCCCCGGCCCCCAGGAGGAGGCGCUGACGCAGCAGCGUGGAGCCCGGGAAUUGAGCGCCCCCGGGGGGUUCCAGCCGCCGGAUUCCAGCCCGGCCGGGGCCUGCGGGCGCCCAGAGCCGCGCCGUCCGCGCCGCCCGUUCCGGUUGGAAGUACUCCAUGACACACACUCGGAGGAAGUCCCUUCCCAUGCUGAGUUCAGGCCCCACUGGCCGACGAGAGCCCCUGCAGAUGGAAGACAGCAACAUGGAGCAAGGGGCUGAGGGUGUGGAGCCAGGCAUGCCUGAGAGCCCGGGGCACCUUGCAGGGCGCCGCAAGAACUACCCACUGCGGAAGCGCCCAUUGGUUCCUGAGAAGCCCAAGGCCUGCAAAGUGCUGCUGACCCGCCUAGAGAAUGUGGCCGGUCCCCAGAGUGCAGAUGAGGCUGAUGAGCUGCCCCCUGACCUGCCUAAGCCCCCCAGCCCAACCCCAUCCAGCGAGGACCCUGGCCUCGCUCAGCCCCGCAAGCGACGCCUGGCUUCCCUCAAUGCGGAGGCUGUCAACAACCUGCUGCUGGAGCGGGAGGACACCAGCAGCCUGGCAGGCGCCCGCCGCAGUCGAGGGGGCGACCCCCACCGCAGCCGGGACCGUGACCGGGCCGCUGGGCGCUGGUCUAACUCCAAGAAGCGGCCCCGGCUGGCGGACCUCGGAGGAGGAAGUCGGGACCUAUCCCCAGAGGCAGCACCGGAUGAAGGUGCCCGCCGAGAUGGACACCCAGCUCCCAAGAGACUGGCUAGCCUGAAUGCAGCCGCCUUUCUGAAGCUGAGCCAGGAGCGGGAGCUACCCCUGCGACCGCCUCGUGCCCAGGCAGAAGCAGAUGGGCGCUCCACUGAGCCCCUGGCACCCAAGGCCCUGAGGCCAAAGUGGGCCAAAGUGAAUAGCAAGAACUAUCUCAAAGCCCGGCAGGGGACUGGCUCUGGGGAGGCUGCAGGGCCACCUGACUGGCAAGGGCACCCUGAUGAGCCAUUGCCAUCUGCCACACCUCGUGGGUCAUCCAGCCAGCCACCUUACCAACCCCUGAGCAAGGCCCUGGAGAGCCCCUUGCGGCUGCGCCCCCACCUGCCCCUACUGAUGGGUGGGCAAGCGGCCCUGAAGCCAGAGCCUGGGCGCCCAGGCGAGGAGUCACCUGCCCCCAAGCAGGAACUGCAUCAGCCUUCUUUCCCCACACCUCAGCUGUCCCCCCUGCCGAUGCCUGGCAACCCUGCCGACUACAGUGGGCUGUGUGUUAGGCCUGAACUCCCUGCAGGCAACUUUUACCUGUACUGCGGCCAAGAUGGGCUGCAGUGUGGGGGCUACUCCCCCUGCCCCGUGCUCCCGGAGGGCAAGCUGUCCCCAAUAGCUGCACCUAACGAGGGGCUCCUCCUGGCCCCGAGCUCAGUGCCCUCAGGCACCCCUUUUCAGCACCCUCCCUGGGGCUCCUCUCGCUACUGCUCUAGCGAGGACACUGGAGUGAAUGGCUACAGCAUCUGUGGAGUGUUGCCCCUGUCCCUCACCCAUGUUGGAACUACCUGUGGUGGCUGCCCCUACAAAAUGCCUUUUGCAGCAGAAGGCUGCAGGUCCCUAGGCCAGCUGGAAUUUCCUCUCCCAGAAGCUGGACACCCUGCCUCACCCGCCCACCCCCUCUUGGGAUGCCCUGUACCCAGCGUGCCACCUGCAGCAGAGCCUGUCCCCCAUCUUCAGACACCCACCUCAGAGCCUCAAACAGUAGCCCGCGCAUGCCCUCAGAGCGCUAAGCCUCCCAGCGGGUCCAAGUCAGGCCUGCGCACGGGCUCCGGCUGCAGGCACACUGCAAGGAGCAAGGCUGCCCGCAGGCCCAGCCACCCCAAGCAGCCACGUGUCCAGCGCCCACGCCCUCGCCGCCGCCGCCGUCGCCGCACUAAUGGCUGGGUGCCUGUUGGGGCUGCCUGUGAGAAGGCCGUGUAUGUCUUGGAUGAGCCGGAACCAGCCAUCCGAAAGAGCUACCAGGCGGUAGAGCGGCAUGGAGAGACAAUCCGAGUCCGGGACACUGUCCUCCUCAAGUCAGGCCCGAGAAAGACAUCCACACCUUAUGUGGCCAAGAUCUCUGCCCUCUGGGAGAACCCUGAGUCAGGAGAGCUGAUGAUGAGCCUCCUAUGGUAUUACAGACCUGAGCACCUCCAGGGAGGUCGCAGUCCCAGCAUGCACGAGCCUUUGCAGAAUGAAGUCUUUGCAUCGCGGCAUCAGGACCAGAACAGUGUGGCCUGCAUUGAGGAGAAGUGCUAUGUGCUGACCUUUGCUGAGUACUGCAGAUUCUGUGCCAUGGCCAAGCGCCGAGGUGAGGGCCUCCCCAGCCGGAAGACAGCACUGGUGCCCCCCUCUGCAGACUACUCCACCCCGCCACACCGCACAGUGCCCGAGGACACGGACCCUGAGCUGGUGUUCCUUUGCCGCCAUGUGUAUGACUUCCGCCAUGGCCGCAUCCUCAAGAAUCCCCAGUAGCCGCCUCACACCCACACUGGGGCUCCCCACAGGCAGGUGGGGCUUGGGGGUAGGGGGCACUGCUUGAAGCACAGCACUUGGUUAAGGGGCCACAGGAGCCUGUGGUUGCUGGCCUGUGGUUCUCUUGGGCGGGGGGGAAGGUCAGGGGCCCCUACGGGUUCUGGGCCCUAUGGGAGGGAAGGGGAGGCCAGUGUAUAAGAAAAGCAUCAGAGAGCCCUUAGCUUGGCCCAGGGUACCUGUCUGUGGUCCCCUGGGUGGAGACUCAAAGAAGCAGUCUUCCCCACGGCUGGGCCAAGCCUGAGGGACGUGGGGCCCUAGGAGGGGAGGGGGUAAAAGGAGGAGCAAGAUCCUUCAGGAACCAGGCCCAACAGGCCCUCUGGAGCCUCCCCUGAGCCCUCUAAGGGGGCAUGGGAGCCAGCUUUACCUCACCCACUGUGACCCGCUGCUUCCCCUCAGCCUGGGACCAGGCUGUCCCAGAUUCUAGCACAGCUCUGAGCUUGUUCCCUUGAGGCACAGAGAGCCAGAGUCUGGCUUCCAAUGCAUAGACUUCCUCUUCCUGGACUCGAGGCCUUUCUCUGGCUUUCCUCCUUUGCCCCUGCAGUAGCCACUGGUGCUGGGACAAGUUGACCCGGCCCUGACAGUUACAGGUGUGGCCCACUCAUGGGAGUAAGUCUCCUAUCCACCUCCCGGAGAGGGCCACCCAGCAGGCCUGGCUUCCCAGAAAGUAAACUGAUCAACGUGGGGUUUGUCACAUCUGGGAGGGCAGAUGGGUGCUGGGAGAGGGUGGGGGGCAGGGGACAAGGAAAAUUGCUACCUGAUUUGUUGAAGAUUUUUCCUCUUGCCUUACUCUUGGAGGUUCCAGGAAACCUCUUGCAGAACUUCACACAUGACUCUUCAAGCCACACCCACCUGAAAUCAAACCAAAGGAGUGCUGUGGCUCCCCUUGCCCUGCCACCCCUUACCUAGUCUUUUGUAGAUUGCACUAAUUUACAUCCCAGUGGAGAAUCAACACUGUAUCAGUCCACAGACCUGCUGAGCUGCAGCCACUCACUCUAGGAGCUAAGGACCUGCAUUUUCAGUUUGUUCUGUUGCCCAGAGGCCCUGUUCUCACCUCAUGCUGCUCCCCAGAGUAGAUUAAGAGGCUCUGCCCCCGUUGUCCUUGCCUGGACUAGGCCCUGGACUUGGGACUCUUUGUGAGGGGGCUGGAGCAGCCUGGUUAUUUCCUAUUUGUACCAAAGAGGAGCAUGGUGGGGAGAGGGAGUGGAGUGCAUUGUGGCUUGAGCCUGGCGCUGGGAACCUGCUAGCUGGGCACUUCCACAAGGGCCUACCCCUAGGGGCAGGAGCCAAAAAGGGCAGCAGUGGGUCCUCCCUUAGGGAGGAGGGGCAGACACAGACCCAGCAGGCUGAGGAGGUGGCACUGGAGGAGGACAGUCAGGCAGGGGCUGCAGAGGGAGGUGGACUUGAAUCCUGACCCCACCCCCACCCCCGCAACCCACAUGCCCUGUCCUGUCCCUUGGAAGAUGACUUGCUCCUGAUUGGUCAGUAGGCUUGGGUGCAGCCUGGAGGCUUCAGAGGUGAAUUUGUGCUUGGGAAGCCCGGUCCCAAACCUGAAGGGAAGGGACUUGGGUCUUCUUGUAUUGAAUAAGCUGUUUGGGGAAGGUGUCUGUGUGGGAGGACAGGGCGGUCAUUAAGAGAGGUUGGCAGAGUGGCAGCAGGGGCUCUGGAGAGCCAGCCUUGGAGAGCCUGCUCAUUCCCAGGGUGCUGGGCCCUUGCUGCCAAGGAGCCCAGCCUCACCCAGCAGGAAAGGAGAUCAAGGCCCCUCCUCCCAGGAGGUAGGGGCUGCCGCCCAGAAUUUAAAUGCUUUUGAAAUCUCUUAGAUGUGGAAAUAUUUUUUCGAACCUGAAAAUGCAGCUGGUAGAAUUUCAAUGGAAGCAUAAUCCAUGUAAAAUAUAUUUUAGUUGAUAUUUUGUAAAAUGCACUUUUUGUGUGUGUCGAUCUUGGUUUCCCAGAUCUGUAUUUCAGUGUUUACAAGGGAGGGAGGACCUUUCCUUGCCUCCCUUUUGACAGAGAUAGAAGUACUUCUUUAAGAAAAAAAUAAAUUUGAGAAAUUGUAUUGAUUUAGAAAAGGA
Messenger RNA from Lemur catta (Ring-tailed lemur), 4795 nucleotides. RefSeq names its product bromo adjacent homology domain containing 1 (gene BAHD1). The transcript is spliced from 7 exons. Lineage: Eukaryota; Metazoa; Chordata; Mammalia; Primates; Lemuridae. Bases 330 to 2666 code for a protein of 778 amino acids. Gene Ontology annotation, molecular function: chromatin binding. The record is from RefSeq and is a predicted model, not a curated record.